GGGCUCGGGGGCGGUGCUGGUGGUGCUGCUGGGCGCCGCCCUCCACCAGGUCCCCGAGGGACACCUCGCCGUCUACUACAGGGGCGGGGCGCUGCUGCCGCGGCUGAGCGGGCCGGGCUACCGCCUGAUGCUGCCCUUCGUCACCACCCAGCGAGCCGUGCAGACCACGCUGCAGACGGACGAGGUGAAGAACGUGCCUUGCGGGACCAGUGGCGGUGUUGUGAUCUACAUCGAUCGGAUUGAAGUGGUGAACAUGUUGGCGCCACAUGCAGUCUAUGACAUUGUAAGGAACUUCACUGCCGAUUAUGACAGGGCUCUCAUCUUUAACAAGAUCCACCAUGAGCUCAACCAGUUUUGCAGUGGCCACACCCUCCAGGAAGUGUACAUUGAACUUUUUGAUCAGAUAGAUGACAACCUGAAGCUAGCACUGCAGCAGGACCUGAACGCCCUGGCUCCAGGGAUCACCAUCCAGGCUGUGCGGGUGACAAAGCCCAAAAUCCCUGAAGUCAUCCGGAGAAAUUUUGAACUUGUGGAAACGGAAAAGACCAAACUCUUGAUAGCUGCUGAGAAGCAGAAAGUAGUGGAGAAGGAGGCCGAGACGGAGAGGAGGAAGGCAAUCAUAGAAGCAGAGAAGGUGGCUCAGGUGGCCAAGAUUCAGUAUCAGCAGAAGGUCAUGGAAACGUUGACAGGCAAGCGGAUUUCUGAGCUUGAAGAUGCUGCUUUUCUAGCAAGAGAGAAGGCCAAAGCAGAUGCCAAGUACUACACUGCUAAACAAGCAGCCAUUUCCAACAAGGUGAAACUCACACCAGCCUACCUGGAACUGGUCAAAUACCAGGCCAUUGCAACCAAUACCAAGCUGUAUUUUGGAAACAGCCUGCCCGCCAGCUUGUUCCUGGGUUCUUGUGCCUUCAACUGCGUGGCUGCAAGCACUGCUGGGGAAACCCGGCUCAUCUCAAAAGUGCGGGGGGGCAGCACCCUUUGAUGGGGCAACAGAGACCCGGCCCUUGCACUGUGCGGCCUCAGCGGCCUGAACUCAAAAUGUGUCCAGUGCCUGGAUCUUCGUCCUCAAACCUGCCUUAUCCGAAAUGUCGUUGUGAUCAUAGAGAAGACAAGUGCUUUCUGUGGCAUCUGCCCACUGGGGGUCUUGGGUCUACCUCCUGGACUGUUCCACUCACACGUGCAUCUAUCGCCUGUGGGGCGGGCGGAGGAGGAGGGGUGUCUGCUGAAGCCACCCUGGGCAGAGCUUAGCUCUGGCCUUUGUGGGGAGAUGGCAUUGCUCACAUGAAAGAACCAGCUCUGAAGGCCUGAGAACAAAUACGGUGCUGGAGUUGCAAGGACCCGAAGGUGGUCCACGUAGACUUCUUUCCAACAAGUCUUCCAUGUGCAUUUUAGCUGGCAGGCUGCCCCCUCACGUUUUGGAGUAAGAUGCUGUUGGAAAGCUUCUUACAUGUAUAGGAAGCUGGAGGAGGAGCUGAGAGAGAGAGCACUGCUGGGAGGGGUUAGCACUGGGUGCUGAGUCCCCCAGCAAAAGUGGGGUCACAUGCACAGCUGCAAGCAUCACUGGCCUGCCCAGGCCUUUCCCCCUCCCCCGCCAUGCUGGGUUUUGGCCGGGAGACACACUGAAGGCCAAUGUUCUCUGCUGGUCAAAGCGGGGAGGGGGGCGCUUCCGUUGCCACUGCAGUGGGACACUUGUGUUAUUUGCAAUGCAGCUGUCAGCAUGGGGUGCGCCAUAGCACUCUGCCACCAUCAGCAGGAGCAAGCGGCUGCACGGUGAGCUCAUCCUUGCUGGGAUGCCAAAUUUCUCCUCUCUGAGAUUCAGUUGUUCUUCAGACUGUGAAGUUGCAAAUGCAGGGAUUGUACAAUGGAGUUCAAGUCGGGCUUUCUGUGGGGUGGGGCUCAUGAGCUACGAAACAGGGAAAAAAUGCCGGGUAAGAAUUGCUGAUUUAUCUGGGAAAGGCUUUGCUUUGCUACUGGCACAGUGUUUGUAAAUGACUGGAAAUGUUUAAUCUCUGAUGGGGCUUUUUACCAGGUGGCUUAUGUCAAAUGUAUAUGCAAUACUGAACUUUGGAAUAAUGGGAAAAUAAAGCUAUUUUUCAUAACCUUC
Molecule: messenger RNA, 2104 nt
Organism: Heteronotia binoei (common prickly gecko)
Lineage: Eukaryota; Metazoa; Chordata; Lepidosauria; Squamata; Gekkonidae
Product: erlin-1-like
Exons: 11
Coding region: 128-982 (284 amino acids)
Biological process (GO): SREBP signaling pathway
Cellular component (GO): endoplasmic reticulum; endoplasmic reticulum membrane
Molecular function (GO): ubiquitin protein ligase binding; cholesterol binding
Source: RefSeq, a predicted model, not a curated record